Molecule: messenger RNA, 497 nt
Organism: Leptosomus discolor (cuckoo roller)
Lineage: Eukaryota; Metazoa; Chordata; Aves; Leptosomiformes; Leptosomidae
Source: RefSeq, a predicted model, not a curated record
GUUACAUGUGAACCUUUCAGAAAAUGUUAAUGUAUCUUUCAGAUAUCUCUAUAAACAUUUCCUUAAUGAACUAUCAGGUACUGUUGCAGUAAUUACUUCUGAUGGAAGAAUGAUUGUGGGAACCCUCAAAGGUUUUGAUCAGACCAUUAACUUGAUUUUGGAUGAAAGCCAUGAACGAGUGUUCAGUUCUUCACAAGGAGUUGAACAAGUAGUGCUGGGAUUAUACAUUGUGAGAGGCGAUAAUGUUGCUGUCAUCGGUGAAAUUGAUGAAGAGACAGAUUCAGCUCUCGACCUGGGGAAUAUUCGAGCAGAACCUUUAAACUCAGUUGUGCAUUGAAAGAUGAAGAUGCACGGGGACUUUGUAAAUCUCUGGUUGUACAGACCUAUUUAACAAUGUGGAUGAUUUUUACAAAUGUGUUUAAUUUUAGUCACCAGUUUUUUUAUUAUGAAUAUGUUGUAGUUCUGCAUGUAAAUUAAAGUUUCUACGUUUUACUAAA